Messenger RNA from Nomia melanderi (Alkali bee), 5454 nucleotides. Its product is annotated as dipeptidase 1. The record is from RefSeq and is a predicted model, not a curated record. Gene Ontology annotation, biological process: proteolysis. Lineage: Eukaryota; Metazoa; Arthropoda; Insecta; Hymenoptera; Halictidae. Gene Ontology annotation, molecular function: metallodipeptidase activity.
UUCGAGCAGCAGCCAGUCGCCGGCUGCCGGGCCACGACCUCGCAUCUCGUCCGGCUCGUUCAGCUCCUUAUCGAGCUUUCGCGGUCACGCUUCUCGCUCUUGACAAAGCUUUCAUCCAACCCAACUAAUUUCGCCAUAACCUACCACCCAGUCAAAGCAAUCUCUAUCAUUUCUUUUGAUCAUAACAUUCUUCCUUAACAUGCGAUUAAACGUCAUUUAGUAUCGAACGAAGUAAUUCUCCCUUUCCCUUAUCUUUCACUUCGCCAAGCUCUCGUCCAACUCAAGUAAUUUCACCAUAACCUACCACCAAAUUAAAACAAUCUCGAUCAUCUCUUUCGGUCACAAGGAUUUCUUUUAACACGCGAUUAAACGUCAUUCAGUGUCAUACGAAGUAAUUUUUCUUUUCCUUUAUUUUACUGUUGACAAAAACGAAGUCCAAGUAAUUUCACCGUAACCUGUCACCGAACCAUAACAAUCUGAAUCAUCCCCUUUAGUUGCGAAGUUUUCCCUUGCCACGCAAUUAAACAGCAUCAUUCAGUGACGAACGAAGUAAUUUUUCUUUUCUUUUGUUUUUCGAAAAAUCUGUGUUAACUGUUUUGAUAGUGAAAAUAAUCUUUGAACAGUGUGAAUAGAAGAGGGUUUGUUUGCUGCAAGUGUCGGAACGGUUCUUUUCUUCUUUUGUGAACGGGAGAGGGAAACAAAGAAUCGUUGGUCUGGGAUGUCGAAUGGGUGAUAGAUGCAAGAUCCGUGAACCACCGAGGGUCGAAGGUGUUUUUCAGCAACGGGCGAACCAUGUGAGGCUUCGACCAUGAGGUGUGGCGGUCAGAGCGGUGUCUGGAUAGUAACUGUGAUCUUACUGUUAAUUGGAAGCUGCGUCGACAAAGUUGGUCCGCGACCAGCCGAUGGAGAGAUUGCACACCUGACAUCGCCGAAGGAAAGGUUGGAGACCGUGCGACAGGUUCUUUCCGAGGUGCCUUUGAUCGACGGGCACAAUGACCUACCCUGGAACAUUCGAAACUUCGUCCACAAUCAGCUGGCCGAGUUCGAUUUCGACAAGGAUCUACGACAAGUCGCACCGUGGAGCAAGAGCGCGUGGAGUCAGACUGAUCUGGUCAGGCUUCGUCAAGGAAUGGUCGGCGGUCAGUUUUGGGCUGCUUACGUGCCGUGCGAAUCUCAGCAUCUCAACGCGGUCCAGCUGACUUUGGAGCAGGUGGACCUCAUUAAGAGGCUCAUAGAGAAGUACUCGCAACACAUGCAGUUCGCUGCAUCUUCAAGGGAAAUCUUGGAAGCCCAUGGAAGAGGCAGGAUAGCAUCCCUAAUCGGAGUGGAGGGUGGACAUAGCCUAGGAAGUAGUUUAGCUGUUUUAAGGACAUUGUAUCAAUUGGGUGUACGGUAUCUCACACUCACGCACACUUGUAACACACCGUGGGCAAAGAGUUCGUCGGUAGAAGACGAGGAUGAAGAAGGGGGCGGCCUGACCGUGUUCGGGAAAGCAGUAGUCAAGGAAAUGAAUAGGCUCGGAAUGCUGAUAGACCUUAGUCAUACAGCGAGGGCUACCAUGAGGGACGCUUUAAGGGCCAGCAGAGCACCCCUCAUUUUUUCUCACUCUUCGGCUUUUGCCAUCUGCAAUUCCUCGAGGAACGUUCCCGACGACAUUUUAAAGCAGCUGGCUGCUAACGGUGGACUGGUGAUGGUAACGUUUUAUAAUUACUUCGUGAAAUGUGGCUCGCAGGCAACUGUCUCCGACGUCGCCGAGCAUAUUUAUUAUAUUAGGAACUUGAUUGGCGUGGACCACAUUGGUGUCGGCGGUGACUUCGACGGUAUCAACAAAACACCGCGAGGUCUCGAAGAUGUCUCCAAGUAUCCAGAAUUGUUCGCUGAACUUCUUCGUAGUGGGAAAUGGAACGUGCAUGACUUGAAAAAAGUCGCCGGUCUCAAUUUGCUGAGAGUCCUACGAGAGGUGGAACGGGUGAGAGACGACAUGAGAACCUCAGGAAUAAUGCCAUCCGAAGAAUACCUCCAGGAUUCGCCUGACACAACCGGCAGCUGUGCGCUCGAUAUCAAUUCCGUGCAACGAGUGACGGAAGUUUGAUCGUUCUAUCGAUUCGUCCUGUGCUUCACGAUCGCGCGCGAAUCACCCCUUCACGAUCAUCUCGCCGUCCCAUUCUCUCAACAAACGGGCAUAACUCGCGUUUGGAAUCAGGAAAAUCCGUGGGCGACCAACGAGGAGCGAAUUACUCGUUGCCGGACACCCGCCCACUUGCACAGUCUGUCCCUUCUAGAUGCUCAAUCAGAAUAACGUUAAAGAAAAAACCUACCUCGAACGAAGUCUCGCGGACACGAUACACGGCUUCGAACUCCUAAUUUGCUUGACUAUAGAUUCGGUUGUUUAGAUCGCAGGGCAGAAUUAUUUUUUAAACGAAGAUUAAAGAAUUCAUUGACCAUGAAUUCACUGCACCGCAGACGGCUGGCUUGUAACUGUUCGAACGACUUACGUGUGCAAAUUAUUAGACUCCGAAUAGGGUUCAUACUUCUUAGUUUUCCGUAGAAAUAUGUGCAAUUAAGAUCGAAAGCCACAUUCUUAUUAGGAUUUUAUGCAGACAUGAAUUUUCUUGAAAGUUUGUGCUGUCAAUGCAAGAAACAUGAUACAGUAAUCAUCUAUACAAAGAUAGUAAUGAAAAUAUUUAAAAGAAGUAUAAAAGGCUGAUCGAGAACUCCCUAAAUUCCAUUAAUGGAAAACACAGAAAUAUAUAUAUAUAUACAUACUGAAUGCCAAUUGUAUGCUAACAAAGUGUAAAUAAAAUGUUAUUUUGGAAAACACCCUCGUUGCUUGUUAUUUUAUAGUUUGAGUCUAAUAAUUCUCACACAUCUCUUUGUUUGUAAUGCGUAUUUAUAAAACCACACAUUUUUAUACAAACUUAUAAAGACAAAGAUACAUGUAGACCCCAAUUCAGCGGUGGAUGGCAAAGUCAAAAACGACGAAGGAAAUUCGUAAUAGACAUAUUACCUGUUUGUCUUCAUUCGUGAGUUAUAUCGUUUAUUACAAACGUUUUUAAAUCGUAAUUGAAACAAGAAUUUAGUUAGUGAAAUAUUUUUUUUCUGAAGGUAUUGGUCUUAAGAUUGCAAAGAAAUAAGAAUCGAAGCUAUUUUAAUAUCUAAAAGUGUUUUCCUCUUAUUUUACUACAGCUUGAUUGUAUCAAGAAUGUUUCCAAAAUGUUCAUUAUCUCCAGACAGAUAUAUUUUAUGAAAAUAAAAUGACAAACUGAGAAAAUAUAUUCAUGAUAUAAAGGUACAUGAAACUCUUAUCGUUCGAACAAUUACAAACGUUAACAAAAGAAUAUUCUUUAUAAAAACAACUAAACCGAAAGACAUUAAAAUUCCGAUUAUGUAAUUCGUAACAUUAAACUGCGAAUUCCAUUCUAUGCUAUAAGCGAAAAAGAUAAUGAAAUCAAAAUUUCAAUAAAGAUUGAUAAAAUUUUUAUUUAAAUUUUACUUUAAUAAUCCUUUUGACGGAACAAUGUUUUGUUUGAGUCCAGUCUUUAUACAGAAUGAUAAGAACGUUAGGAGCCGCAUAAAAGUCCGGAGUAUUGACAGAUAUAAAGAUACUUUUCAAGUGUGUUUGAAAGUGUUAUAUGUAAACCUAAUGCACGAGAUUAUAAUUCUACCGAGAUUCUGUAAAACUGUAUAUCGUGGUGUAAUUGAAUUCAACCCUGUUUUCUUUUUGCAAGAGUCAAAGAAGUUUAACAUCAGGCAAUCAAAAGAAUCAAUCGUAUGUGCUUUAAGGCAUCAGAUAAAACAAAAAGAAUCGAUUGAGACAAUAUAGAAGUUUUUUUCUACACCAUGGCACUCUUGUAUUGUAAAAAAGGAAUAAUUGUGUGUAAACCCGGCUGUGUAUCUUCAUACGUCUUCCCCUAUCCCUGUCAUUGCACCGAUGAAAACACGUGCACUUUUAGAGCCAACGUAAAAAGAAUAAGAGUGAGCAUCCACUUUUCAAAAGAGUUGAGUUCAUCUGUAAAUUUAUUUCGAUCGUCGCAGAAAAAAGCAGAAUAAAUAUCAGGAGGAAAACAUAUCGGAUACAAUGAAGUAUAUACUUGAAAGCUCAAAUUUGUGCAAUGAAAUUGCAUUUAUUAAAGUUUGCUAGACUGGAAAUUAAUGAACUUCAUUUUAAUAUUCCAUUAAGUGUAUUAAGAUCGAAUUAAGAAUGGGGCUAAGUUCAAUGAGUACUUACAAAUAUAAUUCAAUGAAAUAUCCGGUAUUUAUUGAAAUAAUUAAAAUAAUUUAUUGCAUAGUCUUCUCAUAUAUUAAUGGUAUCAUUCAUCCAAAUAAUAAUGAACAAUUAAUUAAUUAUAAAUAUGAAAAAAGACUGCUAUUUUAAGUUUGAUAAGAUUGAUACAUUUUUUAAUAAUAUCUAAAUAAAGCUUUACAAACUGCUUAAAAAAUAUAAAUACGUUGUUUUAAAGAUAUUUUCGAAAAUUUCUGAAAUACAAGAUGGAGGUAAAGAAAAUUUGUGAAACAAAUUUAUUAUUGAUUUUCGAUUAUAUGUUUUAUGUAACAUUAUUUCAUUACAUGUUACAAAUGGUUUAAGCUGCAUACAAUUUCAAAAGUUGCACAUAUAUUUUACACCAAAGAUCAACAUAGAACUUCCAAAAUUUUAUGACACUAAUUUCAAAGAUAUCAACAAGAAAAGUGCUUUAAAACUGACAACAAUAAUAACAGUAACACUGAAAACAAUAUAUUCUCAAAGUAUAUAUUCUGAAGGUCACAUUUAAUUGUAAUUAAAUUUAAUAAUAAUCUUGAAACCAAAAAGAAACCAAUUACUUUUGAAUCGAUACUUGGUCCCAAAAUAGUGAUAAUAAUAACUCAUGGAUAAGAUUCUAAUGAAAGAUAGUCAUUGCAUUAAUUCGAUCUUUAGUGUAUACGCAAAAUGACGAGCACUUAUUAAUUAUCUAUUAUCAUUUCCAUAUGAGAAAAAACAAAUCUCGAAUGUGUGAAAGAGGAAACGUUAUUCACAGUGUACUUAGAUAGCCCUCUGAUAGGGUACAAGUUGCUCACAGGAAACAAACAUCACUAAUGUAAUCAAGCAUACGUGCGUAUUUCUCAAAUCGUAAUAUCGGGUGUAAUCUAUCACUUGUACGCACCCACAUUCUCCUCAACAAAGUAUCAUCUAAAACUUUCGACGAGUCAUCAGAAAUUAUUGGGGUUCACCGUGAGUUCCGUUCAGUGUUUCUUGUAUUUUCCGAAGCAAACUGCAAUCCCACGAUUUCUGUGUGUCGCCGUUCACCUAUCUGUGUCUUGUGUGCACUUAUUACAUGAUCCAUGCGAAUUAAAUCUUCAAAAAGAAUUAAAAAUUGGAUUACUACCGCGAAACAGGAAUAAUCGAUGAAGCCAAUUCGUAUGGAUUACACCUAACUCCUAUAUGAGGAGUGGGUAAGGAACUUUAGAAUAUCAAAAAUU